Molecule: messenger RNA, 3462 nt
Organism: Sus scrofa (pig)
Lineage: Eukaryota; Metazoa; Chordata; Mammalia; Artiodactyla; Suidae
Source: RefSeq, a predicted model, not a curated record
CAGAUACUGUCCACUGUGUACAAAGUGCCCAACAGAUGUGUGAAUAAACCAUUGUGUGACUAGGCUUUGACAGAUGGAUCAAUAAACUCAAACUCUUCCUGUUUGGAUUUUUGUAAAAAAUAAUUUUAUUUAUCUCUUAACUCUUAGUUACCUCCAGACAGUUAACAAUCAUCUAUAAUAUACUAAUCCUAUUACAUCAGCUACCUAUUAAAUUGCUUAGUCGCAGUUUAUUUCGGCAAUUUGGAAAUUUAAGUUAUACAACGGAACCUGAAUGAUUGAUUCUGUUGAUUCUAAAAAAAAAAAAAAAUUUGCAACGCUCCGGGUAGCCAUCAGUGUUCACAAUUCCCACAUUAGGGAGAAGAUUAUGCCAAGCUAUCUUUUUGUUAGCAUUCUGUAUUCCCGCUGGAGUCAACGAAGGAAACGAGGUAAAGCUCGCCUAGCUUUACACCCAUAUGGAGGGAGACAAGAGCUGGUGUAAAGUUCCUUGUGUUUGGGUCAGCGUUUCUUUUCCCACUACAAAAUUCCAACUGAAUAAAUUCCGGCCACUUGGCUUCUCAUUGGCCAAGCAAGAGGGGACAAGGGAGCAAACUGCCGGGAAGCCAAGGUUUUGCAACCGCUGCCUUAAUCCCCAACGCGGUGCCACCGGUUAUCCAAUCAGCGCCGAGUACCACAUUCCUCCCCGAGGUUCCUCCUCCAGUAGAGACCUCUACGUAACAGCAAAGUCAGCUAAUCCCCAAAUAUUCCUAAUAAUACUUACAUUGCUACACAAGCCACACUUGCAUUCAUUAUUUCACUCAAGCUCCUCAACGACCCAAGAAUAGGGGUACUGUUUGUAUUUCUCAGGAGAGGGGACUGCACCUGAGCUACAGAUCCCAGGAGCUCCAGGGCCGAUACGCAAAUCCCGAGCUGUAACCACGCCUUCGAGAAGAACUGCGAUCUGGCGGCUCAGGACCACUGCCGACACUUCCUCAGCCUGAAGCUUUCCGGGAUAACCCACUUGCCUUGGAUUCUCAGGCAGUAGUUACCCUCCCUCGCGGCCCACUGAGCCGAUAACCUGACGCAUUCACCCAUCCUCCCCAAACCUGGAAAACCACUGUCAAGUGUGCGUCCUUGCCAGCAACGCGCAGCUCUUACAAGACGAGGCCUCGAAUCUGCCGUCACUCUAAGGGUCACCCACGAACCCGGAUCAAGCACUGAGUGGCCGACUCAGGCUUCCCACGCCCGCCCGACCGCGGUCACCACAAUUGUUCCCAUUAACAAAUGGGCCCAGCCCUGAACGUAGAGGCCGCUCUAUCCUCUCACGGAGCCAGCCCUCUCGUUGCUCCUUACCUGACGUCAUCGUCAGGCGCCGCGGCGCGGUGGCGGGCACGCGCAGCCGAGAAGAUGUCGCCGACGCCGCCGCUUUUCAGUUUGCCCGAAGCGCGGACGCGGUUUACGAAAUCUACCAGAGACGCCCUAAACAACAAAAAUAUCAAGCCAUUGCUGAAUACCUUCAGCCAGUUACCUGGCAGUGAAAAUGAAAAAAAAUGUACCCUUGACCAAGCUUUUAGAGGUGUUCUAGAAGAAGAAAUUAUAAAUCAUUCAUCAUGUGAAAAUGUUUUAGCUAUUAUUUCUCUUGCUAUUGGGGGAGUAACUGAAGGUAUUUGUACCGCAUCUACACCUUUUGUAUUGUUGGGAGAUGUUUUGGAUUGUCUUCCUUUGGAUCAGUGUGACACAAUAUUCACUUUUGUGGAAAAAAAUGUUGCUACUUGGAAAUCAAAUACAUUCUAUUCUGCUGGGAAAAAUUAUUUACUACGUAUGUGUAAUGAUCUCCUACGAAGAUUAUCAAAAUCCCAGAAUACAGUUUUCUGUGGACGAAUUCAACUGUUUUUGGCCAGGCUUUUCCCUUUAUCUGAGAAGUCAGGUCUUAACUUGCAGAGUCAGUUUAAUCUGGAAAAUGUCACUGUUUUCAAUACCAACGAGCAGGAAAGCACAUUGGGUCAGAAGCACACUGAGGAUAGAGAAGAAGGAAUGGAUGUAGAAGAAGGUGAAAUGGGAGAUGAUGAAGCUCCAACAACUUGCUCCAUUCCAAUUGAUUACAACCUGUACCGAAAAUUUUGGUCACUUCAGGACUACUUUAGGAACCCUGUGCAAUGCUAUGAGAAAAUUUCAUGGAAAACCUUUCUCAAGUAUUCUGAAGAAGUUCUAGCUGUUUUUAAGAGUUACAAAUUAGAUGAUACUCAGGCCUCAAGGAAAAAGAUGGAAGAAUUAAAAACAGGAGGAGAGCAUGUGUAUUUUGCAAAAUUUUUAACAAGUGAAAAGUUGAUGGACUUACAACUGAGCGACAGUAACUUUCGUCGACACAUCCUGUUGCAGUAUCUCAUUUUAUUCCAAUAUCUCAAGGGGCAGGUCAAAUUCAAAAGUUCAAACUAUGUUUUAACUGAUGAGCAAUCACUCUGGAUUGAAGAUACUACAAAAUCAGUUUAUCAACUACUAUCUGAAAACCCCCCUGAUGGAGAAAGAUUUUCAAAGAUGGUAGAGCAUAUAUUAAACACUGAAGAAAACUGGAACUCUUGGAAAAAUGAAGGCUGCCCAAGUUUUGUGAAAGAAAGUGAAGAGUUAACAAGGCUUUGGAAUCUCUGUCCUGAUAACAUGGAAGCCUGUAAAUCAGAGACAAGGGAAUACAUGCCAACUUUGGAGGAAUUCUUUGAAGAAGCCAUUGAACAGGCAGACCCUGAAAACAUGGUUGAAAAUGAGUACAAGGCUGUGAACAAUUCAAAUUACGGUUGGAGAGCCCUGAGACUGUUAGCUCGGAGAAGCCCUCACUUCUUCCAGCCAACCAACCAGCAGUUCAAAAGUUUGCCAGAAUAUCUUGAAAACAUGGUAAUAAAGCUAGCCAAGGAAUUACCACCUCCUUCUGAAGAAAUAAAAACAGGUGAGGAUGAAGAUGAGGAAGAUAAUGAUGCUUUACUGAAGGAAAAUGAAAGUCCUGAUGUUCGACGAGACAAACCUGUAACAGGGGACCAAAUAGAAGUAUUUGCUAACAAAUUGGGUGAACAAUGGAAGAUUCUGGCUCCCUACCUGGAAAUGAAAGACUCAGAAAUUAGACAGAUUGAGUGUGACAGCGAAGACAUGAAGAUGCGAGCUAAGCAGCUCCUAGUGGCCUGGCAGGAUCAGGAGGGCGUGCACGCAACACCUGAGAACCUCAUCAGUGCACUCAACAAGUCCGGAUUAAGUGACCUUGCAGAAAGUCUAACUAAUGACAAUGAGACAAAUAGUUAGCUUCUUUUUUUUAUUAUUAAAACUGUGAUAAGAUUUUGUUACCAAGCAGCAUUUGAUAAGAGGUCCACUGGUUUUGGUAAACAAUAAACAUUUUUAUAACAGUUGUUGUACAGUGGCUGGUGCUCCAAAAACAACAGAAUGCAUACUGGCUCUUGAUGACUGACCUCAGGGUUGGGGGGAAAGGGAGGGAAGUUGGGGAAA